Malassezia restricta is the source of this 3000-nucleotide messenger RNA. RefSeq lists its product as uncharacterized. Lineage: Eukaryota; Fungi; Basidiomycota; Malasseziomycetes; Malasseziales; Malasseziaceae. Bases 1 to 3000 code for a protein of 999 amino acids. The record is from RefSeq and is a predicted model, not a curated record. The transcript has a single exon.
AUGGUCUAUGCGCUUCCGCGCAAGUCGCGAGCGCACAGUGAUCAGCUCGCGCAUUCACCUCCUGAUACGAGUCGGAGUGUAAAUGAUCUAAAAAACGUUCUCGACGCGUCCACUCAGCCCCACCGCUUCGGUCACGCUGACCACGGCGUGUCGUCAUCUACGCCGCAUCGUGCACGCCCCGCGGCAUUUUCGCAGACGGUGCGGCUGACGCCGAUGACACCGCGCCGAUCACUUCGACCUUACUCAGAACAAUCUGGGCAGCCUUGGUCGAAUACGAGCCGGCAAAGCGCGUCGGCUCAGUCACAUCGCGUCCCGGCCAUGUCCAUUUUGGAGGACGACGUGCCUACGGCAUCAUUUGCGCGCGAUUUUGUCGAAGCCCCAUCUCUAUCACGCGCCCCAUUUGUACCACAGCGACGACCUGCUGAUCAUCCCUCACAUCUAGCUCAGCGACCGGCAUCGCCCGCUAGCUCCACGGACGAUCCGCUCCUUUUACAUGAUCCCACCCUUACCAAUAUGUCCAUGCGUGCGGCUCAGGGCGAUGCUAGCUUACUCGCUAUGGUACGCAGAUUCGAACAAGAGGAUAUGGGUCUAACGGAGCCUGUGUCCAUGACACCCAAACGCCCUCUAUCGUCGCGACGCGAUAUUUCUACACCUCUGCGCAGGACACCCAAACCUGCCCCCAAACUCACGCCCAAACCUACUCCCAAGGCCACACCGAGCUUAUACGAUCGCACACUAGGAGUCAAGGAGCGUAUCGCUCUCAUCCGGUCGCCUGACAAGUCGAUGUCACAUGUGGAGCAGCAACAGGUCCAUUCACCAGAGCCAGAUCUUGACUUGCAGCCUGAACUAGAGUCUGAACUGGAGCCUGAAAGUAAAGUAGCAGCGGAACCAGAGCCUGAACUGGAGCCUGAACUGGAAUGGGUGCCCGAGCCCGAACGAGAGCCACAAAUGGAGCCAGAAAGGCCAGAGACUGAACGAGAGCCCGAACUAGAGCCGGUCAUGCACUCAGAACUGGACCUAGAGCCAGAGCCAGAGCCAGAGCCAGAGCCAGAGCCAGAGCUUGAACCAGGGCCGGAGCCAGAACUUGAACCAGACCUGGAGCCCGCAGAGGAGCCCGAGUCCGAGCCCGAAGCAGUCUUGGAGCCGAAAACCCAUGCUUCGCCUUCGCUGACGGGGCUAAACACGAAGAACGAAGCCCUUGCGGCACCUCCCACGCAUGCCAUGCCAGCUUAUGAUCCAUCCAUCUCCGACCAAGUAAACUCGUCGCGAUUUUCGCGAGAAAGCCACGCUUCUCGUGAGCCUGUAUUUAUCGAUUUUCUUCAUGCCAACGACGAACAUGUAAAUGUCUCCUCUCAGGAACCCGUGGACCAUGAUACGAGCUGGUUCGAGCGGCCAUCUCAAUCUGAGCCGCAAAGUUAUACCCCCCCGUCAAGACAUACACCCAUACCCGAAUGGCGUGCGUCACCCUCUGUGGAAGCAUCGACCCGCAAACAACUACGGCAAAAUCUUGGCACCCCGUCGGAAAAGUCUGUAAGGCAAGAGGCAUCUGUUCUACCGGCUCUUUCGCAUGAACCCAAGCGAUGGGGAGACGAUCCUGAAGAUGUGGACGAUUUGCCCGAUGAGGCCCUGGAAGCACUGGAUAUCCUAGAAGAAGAACUGCGUCGAAAGUCCCCCGAUCCCGUUCCACAGAGCCCCUUGCCGAACGACGUGUCGGUGCAUAGUGCGCGCAUUCGAUCACUUUCGCCAUCCAAGUCACCCCACCCAGCUAUGCGAGUCUCUGCGCAAGAUGUCUCAUCGGAUGAUACCCCUGAAGAGGAAGCACCCAUGGUCGUAUGGUCGCUGCCUUUACAAGCACCUGCUGCGCCAUCCACAGCUGCUGAGGAAGAUGCAUCGUUGGGUGACCUCAGCGCUAGUCUGUCAGCCUCAUCCCAUUCACGCGCCUUGAUGCUGUCUCGUACUCGUCCCACAUCCUGUGUGGAAAUAUCGAGCUUGGAUCCUGUCGCUGCCGCACGGGCAGCGGCCAUUCUUAAAGUACAUCACAAAUAUAUCCAGGAGGGAUGGCUCGGCGAUACAUCGUCCCUGCCGCACAUAAACAAUGACCUGGCCUCACUCUUUCAUGCUGCGGAGCUGGAUCUGCGCCAAUCUACGCACCCUACGCCCCGAGUCCCGGGUGCCUAUGCACCACGAGCUUCGUUGCCGCCUCAGCUCGACUCGCAUGCUCUACGACCCCAAGCACAAGCGGGUCACUGGUCUGAGUUUGCGUGGAUGGAGCUCGAUCGCCACUUACGUUCUUAUGUGCCCGAGGAGGCCAUGGACAAAGCUGCAGCUGUGCUAGACCUGGACAUCGAUCUGGUCAUUUUGCAAUUCCUUGAAGCACAGGGUCUCGAGCCAGACGAUCUGCACGGUGAUUGGACUCUGACACGCCUAUAUGCACGCGUGCCUGCUCUUCAGGCGCGAUAUGUGCGUGAAAUGGAGCAGGAUGUGACGGAAGAGAUGCAAGAAAAGUCAUUUCAGCUCCUAUCACAACGCAAGCGCACGCAUGAUGUAUUGUUGGACUCGCCGCAGUAUGUGCGCGGUUCUCACAGCACACCUGUGGUGCCGCCAUCACCUGCUAAGGCUGGAAAAAACGUUGCCCCUGAGUCCUCUGUAUUGUCACAGUCGAAUCACUCCUUCGUACCUACGGACGACGUGAUGAUUGAAGCGGGUCACGCCCCCAAGCGCAUGCGCACACAUGCACCGCGCCCCUCUAGCGUAAUGUCCAAGCUAUGGUCUUGGGUCUCUGGAUCGCCAUCGUCGCAGCAGCAGCCACUGCCGUCUGCAGCUGCACGACACCAUCGCCCUCCCGCGUCACGCCUCCCUCGACCCCGCCGGCGCCAGGCACGUCGAAGCGCCGCGCUGCGCCCCUCCGUUGUGACGUCGGCGACACACGAUGGCCCACGGGCUGAUUGGCUGCAGAACGAGGUUGAGGACGAAGCAAUGUCGGCCUCACUGCAUGCAUGA